UGCUAAAAUCGAAUAAGUUUAAUGGAGUAAUAAAAAAAACUGCAGCACAAACGCAGUGAAUAGAGGGAUUAAAAAGUGAAAAAGUGAUCUCAGAAAUUGCCUAAGAAAGUUAUAAGAUAUUAAAAGUCAAUUACUGUUAUACAUGACAAUAUAUACGCCCAAGUGAAUUUAAUUAAAACGGAAUAAAACAAAGAAGUGCUUUUAGCACGUAAAUAAAUAAAAAAAUAACAACAAAGCAAAUUCGCAUAAAUCGAAGACCAUAAAUAUCUGUUCUGUUUCCAAAAAUGUGAAUUUUUCAAUUUUGUUGAUAACAACAAAGUGUGUCACACAAAAUUUUUUGGUGAUAUUUACGUUGCAACAGACAGUUAUGUUGGAGGUUGUAAUGAAGUGCAUGCUACUGCCACAUCUUUAUUACUGGCUAGUCUUCGGAGAACACUUUUGUUUCCCUGGUGUGUGUGAGAUUGUGUUCUUCGUUUAAUUCUUGUUUGGCUUAUCAUUUGAGUUACCCUUGCUGGCUGCCAUGGAAUCUAUUUAUACUGCCACUCAUCUGGUUUAUCAUGGAGAAUAUGAGCUUCUGUUCGAUACACUGCAACUCAUCUGGCAUAAUUACAUGCAGGAAACAGCAAUCAGCGAAGGAGAUGUAGAUGUCAAGCAACACUGGUUACAGCUAUUUUUAUACAAUUUUCAAUUUGUCCCUAAGGAAUUGUUGGAGGAUGAGGCUUUUAAAAGUUUCUUCAAUCCCAUACCUGAAGAAAUAUGCUCAUAUUUGUUGGAACAAGUUUAUGAUAUAAUAAGUAAAUCUGAUCUCUAUGCGCCCUCUUUGACGGAUGUAGAGCCAACUCGCAUCGAUCUUGAGGACAGCGACAGCGAGAAGCCACAACAGCAGCAGCAACAAACACAGGAGAAGAACAAACACUUAUUCCAACUUUUAAAAAAGAAUCACAAUUUUGCUCAGUUGAUCCUUAAGCAGCCAAGUGAUUGCAGUAAAAUAUUGGCAUUGCGACAAUUUCUAACCCACCAAUUGGGUCAACAUUUGUUGGAGUUCUUAUUGAAGAUUGAUGUCAAGUUAAUAGCCUCCCAAAGCAGCCUUUGCAAUUUGUGCAUAAAUCUGUUUCCCAAUUGUCCCUGGGAUCAACAAGCGCUGAGGCUAAAAGAUGAACAUAACAUAUUUGCCUUUAUAGGAGACCUGCAAUUGCUGCAGAAACACCGAAACAAAAGCUUUACCGAGGAACAUGACCAGGCAAUUCGUGACAAACAGUUUGAGUACUUUCCCUCACCACAGAGAAUUCGUGAUUUUCUAGCAUUUCAAAGCACUACUAAGACUAGUGAUGAAAUUGCCGUAUGCUUGAUACAGCUGCUCAUGAAAUGCAUAGACAGUGAAAUGCAAUCAUUGCAUUCGGAUCAUUCGGUGUUCAUGUUGAUACUGAAUUUCAGUCUGGAUUGCUUAAGAGUGGAAAAUGGUUCGUUUUCAUCCAUCGAAAAUGCCAACAUCAUAAAGUGUUACCUGGUGAAACUGAACGAGCAGUGUUUGAGUAAUUUAUUCGCCCUGACUGACCAUGCGCUUAGCGACUUGCAGUUCCAGUGCAUUUUCGCCAAACUCAUUGCAGCUUUGGAGAGCAACACUCACAUGCCCAAAUUGUUGUAUGCUAUCAUCUAUCUCAUCUUUGCUAUUCUGCAAAAUGUGGUUUGUAUUUAUUCGCAAAAGACGGUGUGGAACGCCAAAAUCAAUCUCUACAGCAUGAAGUUCAUUGAUGAAACCGUUAUAGACACUUGCCUCAGCGUCUUGGAUGACUUGCUGCAAUAUCACAAGCCUGAAGAGGCAGAUGUAAGAGCCUUAUUUCACAUCAUAUUUCGUUGCCUCUUGAAAAUAGUGGAGAACCUGAAGAGAUACGAUCUGAUAAUGUGCUCGUCUUCAAGCAAUUCUUAUUCGACCUUAAAUCACAACUCGGGCAAAUCUGUUCCUUUGCGUUAUCGCAAGGUUAAAACUAGACAAGCCCAUUGUCUGCAGUCAUUGCCCCGACUAACAUGUUACUUUCAAAACAUUCUAAUCACUUUGUUGCCAGCUCUACCCAGGGAACUGCAGGAGCACUCCAUGCUGUACUUGGCCAGAUCCGGUCUGUGUUGUUGUCACUAUAAGUUAUCGUUGUUCAACACCAUAUUGAAUACCGUUUUCAACCUCUCCACCUAUUAUCAGAAGUGUGCCUACAAAUUCUUGUAUUACAAACUUAUUUCUACGAUAUUUUUGCGUUGCCCCUUGGAGCAGGUAAAUAAUGCAGCAAAAAAAUCCAACAUAAACAGUUGUGCCAAAUGUGAUGCUAAACUGAAAUCCUCGGAAUUUCAUGAGGGACUGUUGCAGAUUUACAAAACCUUUUAUGGCAAACUAAUCAAUGUCGAAGAGGAUCGCACGAACCUGUUGUUUUUCCUGAAGCAUCUCAAGCAUUUGUCUCAUCUACUAACGAAUGAUAUAGCCUCGGGAGUGAUAGCCGAAAUUGUACUUCCUAUAUUUCGCAGCUAUAAAUUGAAACUCUUUGCCCAGAAAGACUCCAAGUCCGAUUCGCCUCAGCACACCUUAAAGUUUUGGCAACGACCGUCCACAUCACCUGAUCACCAACAAAGGCUGGCGAAAUACCCCGAGUUGCAUUUGAACAUUGAAAGCAAUGCCUUGCUUAAAGAAGAAUACAAUAAACUUCUAAACGAAUGCUUGAGCAUAUUUUCCAUGUACCUUCGGGAUAUACGAUUGAUUAAGGCCUUUUACAAUGAGGAGAAUAUUAGACAUUUGGAGGAACUGCUGGAGGAACCAUAUCUAAUACGUGGUGUUUGUGAUCUCAUCAAAAUCGGCAUUGACAAUAUAACCUUUCUUGGCGAUACCAAUCAAGAGCAGAUCAUACUAAGUCGCAGACUUAUAACAUUGCAAUUUAAUAGCUCUGAAAGGGCCCAUGUUCUCUUCAACAGCCUAAUACAGAGAGUCAAACGUAUCGAGUCUGUCAAUAGCAGCGUUUUUUGGCUAGACACCGGUUAUAGUUUAUCCUCGUGCAACAGCAACAGCAACAGCAGCAACAACAACCACCAACAUUUGAAACUAAAAACUGUCGAUAUUUUACACAUAGUCGCCCUGCAAUGGACUCUCAAUUAUGAACUGCUGAAAACUAGUCAAUAUUUCUACAAUGAGUUUGCCAAAAUCUAUUCCAUAGCCCACGAAGAAGACGAAGACGAUGAGCAUGUAAGGGAAAGUGAAGAGGAUAAAUCUUCACUGGGCACCGAAAUUAAUUCCAAUAUUACACUUAAACCAGGCGACAAAACAAUUCUGGAUAUUCUGCAAUUGAAUUAUAAUGCGCUUAACGCUUUUCUAAUGUUGGCACCCAAACGCACAGCUACAAAAUGCACAAAGGCCGCAAAUGUAGACAAAGAUUUUGAUUCAUCUUGGGAGUUGAUAGAGAAUUUCAUAAAUGCCAUACAAGAUUCAAAGGCAACAACGUCAUCGCUUUCGAUUUCCUCCAUAUCAUCGGCUACUUGGGACAGCUCAUCUGCGGGCAGUAUAACAACUUUGUGCGAAACCGCAGCAUUCAAUAGUUUGUAUUCUAGGGAGGAAGAAGCAACUACAUCACCAUUUCAUACGGCAGUGACAUGUGAACGGUCCCAGUCUUGUAAAUCUCAAUCGUUUCUCAAGCAAUUGCAGGAGGUGGAAGACUUGGCUGAAAAUCCACUCAACGAAAGUAUUACGCUAUUCGAUAUAAGAAACCAAAAGCAUAUGUUAAAUGACUACAAAUACCACCACCUCCACCUCCACCGCCAUCAUCACAAUCACAUUAUUCAAAGUCAAGAAAACGAAUGCCCCACGUCAAUGCAACAAGCUCUCUACAGGCGCCACAGCUUUUCGCCCAGUGACACCAAAACCAUAACCACUGCCACUGCAGCAGCAGCAGCUGCGGCAACACUUAAUGGUGGAACCACAUCGUCCAGUGUUGGUAUUAUAAAUAAACUUUUCCACAUAUUCGGUUCAAUUUUCUCUGGCAGCCGCUCAAACUCAUUUCUGGACUUGCACAAAUCAACCGAGGAGUCACCGAAAGAGAUCGAAAUUGAUGACGACUUACUGCCAUUGUUUGAUACACGCGGUGAUUGUAAGAAGUUGCUGUUGAAACUCUUCGAAGCCACCAUGGCCAUAUGUGUUAAGGGCUAUCAGAAUGAAGAAGUGGAAAAGAUGCAGAAGCAUUUACGCAAAUUAAAAACCGUAAUAUUGGCAAAUGCCACCAGCAAUUGGGAACAACAUGCCGAAGAGCAUAAUCGUGAAAAUACAGUGCUACAAACGUUGCAAUGUCUUUUGAAAAUAGCCGAACUUUCGAACAUGAACCAUGAACCGGCUGCGGUGGUGGUAAGCACCAGCAACCUAACAUCGCCAACAGAUGAACAACACACAGAACAUUAUGAUUUGAGGGCUAGGAGAAAGUCAUGCAAUAGUGCCCGCAUGUGCAGUCAUGGCCUAUCGUAUAACUACCCGCUGCUGUCCACUGGAUUACCUAGUAAAAACGCACUCAUUACACCCAUUACACCGUCACACACACGACCUCUGUCGGGUGAUAGCUGUGAUGCAGAUUACUUUUCAACCAGGGCCUCUGUGGCUUGUUGUCCAGAUAGUGAGUUGGAGCUUAGCGAGAAUGAACUAGACGAUUUUUAUCUGACCGCCGACGAAGGUUACGAAGCAGAUGGGGAAAUUCAAGACCUGUCCGAAACGGAAGUCCUCUCAGAUGUUGGCGAAUUGUGGCAUGCAUUUCAACCCUCUUCUCGCUAUCGCACACACAUACUGCACGAAGGUAUUUGUCGGCUGGUCAUCGAUAUCCUAAUCGAACUGAGUCAGAAAUGUUGUGAAACCCCUGGUGGUUGGUGCGAUAAUUUAGCACAGUUGGUGAACCGUCUUUUUGUGAUACGUGAAUAUUUGGGUGGACCAUUGUUUCUGCUCCAAGGAUUUGCUCCGAUUUUAAAGUGCAACGAUGCCCGUCUCCGCGAACUGCAGCAAUGCAUUUUGGAAUUGAUAGUGGAUUUGAAUUCGCCAGAAGUAUUAUCGGUAUUUUUCAGUAUAUUAUCUUCGAGAAACCCUCCGGUUGAUAUACUGCUAAAGUAUAUGCAUUAUAUAUGCUCCAAUACGUUGAAAAAAUGCCAAGCCAGUGUGGAACUAGAAUUUCCCAUCAAUAAUGAUGACAUUUGCAUAUCUGCAGCUGAGAAGGAGAUUACGGAAGCCAUUGAACGUAAACGUUUCUUUCAACUAUCACGCAAAGUUUGUACUCCGCUUACACGUUCCCCUUGCAUACUGCCUAUAACACAUGCACGUUUGUGGACUCCAGAGGGAUUUACUAUUUCGUUGUGGCUAUAUGCUAAGGGUUCACAGAAUCAUAAAAGUACCAGCCAGAUAAUUGACGAUGAUACACGAUCUUCGAAUGAUAUAUACACGAAAACCCACAUUCUGUCAAUCGGCACCAACCAAGCUAUGCUGAGCAUCUAUUUAAGCAAUAGUAUGCACUUGGUAUUUGAAACUUAUAAACCGAAUGCCGAAAUCAAUCGAAAUGCCAAUGCAACAAUUGAUGAAACUAAUGAAACCAAACAAGAUGAUGCUGCUAAUGCUAAUCCUCCAAGAAGUCCAGAAGUUAAGCGUAACAAAAAGAACAACCACGGCAAUAAUUUAAGCAGUCCCGAUACCGAAUGCCAUGAAAUGGAUGUCCUCAAUGCCAAAGCCAGUACAUCUUCUCCACUAUCGAAGGCAUUGAAGCAAACGAAAAAUGUUAUACUCAACAGCUUCAGCAAUAUGCACCUUUUCAAUGGCCACUCCGAAUCGGCGGAUUACUUUGAAAGUUCCCAUGUGGAGCUCAAACAAUAUCGAAUGAAUAGAAAUAAAUGGACUCACUUCACGGUUGCCGUUGAAAUGCUUAAUGACUCCCUGGAGAUGUGUCUGCACAUUGAUGGCUUGGAACAGUAUCGACUGUCCUUGCCUUUUCAAAACAUACGCUUGUUGACCCGAACCCACACAUUUCAGGCGAUUACCUUGGGCGAUGGCGUAAUCUCAAAAUCACCCAACAACACAAGUUGCACAGAAUCGCGCUCAACACUGGACAGUUUUCCCAUGCGCCUGUCCAUGACUAAUUUGAUACUGUUUAAUCGUUCGCUAACACUGAAGGAUGUCAUUCUCAAUCUGACCGCAAUGGGUCCAGAUUUUACCGAACUAACGCAAUGCCAAGUGGCCAAUAUGAAAGCCAACUAUGGUUAUUUAAAUUUUGCCAAGUUACAAUCGGCAUAUUUCUGCAAUUUCCUAGACUCAAUGAAGUUGCUGCGUGAAUCAAGAAUUCUGUGCUACUCGGCCUCCCAGCCCGAUGUGAUGAUGGCUUAUGACACAAGCAUUGAAUUGGAUAACGUAGCCUAUGGUCGUCCCUAUGGCAUAAUGCGUUUUGGCGAAUUUAUACGCAAUGAGUUGCAGUCAUUGCAAACAUCGACAAUACUUUGUGGUGGGCUAUCGAAUUUGCUGUACUUAUUUGCCAGGAUUGUCGAGGUAACUCCCAAUGCCAGCACACAAUCCAUGGCUUUGGACAUUCUACUUACAAUAGCACUUUCGGAAUCUCAACUAUACACUGAGUUUUUGCGCAAUGACUACAUCAGUCUCAUAGGCUAUGUCAUAAAGACCGAAAAAUGUAGCAAAGAUUGCCAACUGCUUAGGAGUAUUGUCAACAAUGCCUGUUCCCAGCCGCUGAUCGUAAAGAGGGGCGAUGUGCUGCAGAUCAAUGAAACAACUAUUGCUACUGUGGUAUAUCCCAAACUCCUGAUCUCGGUACUGCAUAGAUAUUCCGAUUGGCAUCGUUCUGGAGCUGAAAACUCUGACGUUUUGGACAUGCUCUUCCAAUGUAUUUUGGCCUUAACCAGGGAAAAACAUCCCCAGCGAGAUUUUAACAUUGAACAAUUGAAUAAGGAAGGUCUAAUGCGAGAACUUUUGAAUCUAUUCAAAGUGUAUGUCAUUGAGUCUCCAAAUCCGGUGUUCAUAUCCAAAAAGGCGGCCGAGUCUUUUGUAAAUAUAAUUUCCGUUUUUGCGGGUUCACCCCCUAAGCCAUUUUUGCUUGAUGAAAUCAUGAAAUUGUUAUGGUUGUUGCACAAACCCAGUGAGUGCUAUAUUACCCACGAUCGCUCAAAGUUUUAUUUUCUGCUCACCUCGGAAAAGCCGAUAAAAGAAAAAUCCUCACUAAGCUCGGCAACGAAUUUCGGAAGAAAUUUCAAACAGAAUUUAACAAAACGCUCUCAACCAGGAGUAGCCACACCAAUUGACAGUUCCUUGGCCAAACCAAAUUCAAAUUUGAGUUCCAACACAUCCAACAGUGAUGUGGACGCUGCCAGACAGGCUCGCAUAAAUCGCUUGAGAAGACUACACAGAAGUUUGUCCUCCUACAGAAGACCCAUAGAUGAUUUCGAGGAGAAUCUUGAUAAUGUUGCCGACUGCUCGAAGCUCAACAAAAGUGCUUUGCGCCUAAUAAAUCCUGCAGAAGCUUCAAAAUGGCGCUCCAAGUUUAAGAAACAGCAACAGCAAAGCACGCAUUUUGUCAGCAUAGCCACGCAAGCAAAACCAUCUCCUCUUAGAUUGCGUUCCAAAUCUGCGAUGUAUUCUCCCUAUUCUUCACCUCAUCACAAGAUUCGUCGUAGGCGAAUUCGCUUAAACAGCGAAACAUCAGUUCGUUCUCCAACAAUGGGGGAUAAAGAGAAAUGGAAUGAAGACAAUGGUCAGUCGUUAUCCGCCCCUCCAUUUAUUCUAACAUUUUCCGAUUGCCCUGGUUUCAAUGAAGUCUUUAAUUCUUCGAAGACAACACUUCAGCAGCAAAGAAAACACAAAAUGUUGACAAAGCCUGAUUCCUUUAGCUCAGUGGGUAUUGCAGCUUUGCAAAGUGGUCUGAUACUGUUGCUUAAAGAUUUUCUUUGCCUCUUGCCGGACAAUGACAUUGAUGAUGUUCUCCGCCAUUAUAUAAAAAUUGAAUUUCUACUAGUUUUGGCCAAUCAUCAGAGUCCACAUGUUCGAUCUUCGGUUAUCAAAUUGAUGAAUGCUCUGACACAACGUCUAUUUCCUCAGGACAUUCAAGCCUGCACCAAAGCCUACUAUCCACAUCAUUUGGCUAAUCAAUUGUCGAUAGGAUAUUGCGACUCUAACAUGUUUGAAUCUUGUUUGGAAUGGGUUUGUGACAAAAUGGGUUCGCUGCCAAAUCUACUAAAAUGUGAGGUAUCUCUGUCGAUACAACAGCGUUUCGGUCUUAAUUCAUUGCUGGCUAUCGCUUCAAAAUCGGUAGCCUCAAGCACGUGUCAAAGUAAUUUUAGUGCAAAGGCUUUUAAGGUGCUGAAAAAGCUAUACCUAACGGGGCCAGAUGAUCAACUAAUCAUGAUCGAUGCUGGGCUUAUACAGUGUUGCGUUAAAGCUCUGUAUUAUCUAUACUCAAAGACUACACCGUAUAACAUAAAGACUGAAGAAUCAAUUGGAGAUAUUUUAACAACCAUGGGUGAUAUAUCACUCAAAUCUAUGGGACAUAUUAAUAUUAUAUGGGACAUUGUAAAUGCGUUGUCUUUCUAUCAAGACAAACAACCACAAAAUAUCAUUAAAGGUUAUCGUUCUAUGUUGGCCAGGUUACUGCUGGAUUGGUUGAAAGAGUUUUUCGUAAACACUAAUGUACCCUGGAGGUUUAAAGUGCAACAAUUUCCCAACUUCUCAAUGUCGGAAACUAAAACCAGGCUGGAGUUAUUGAUCAACCGUUGCUGUCAGUUUUUUAUGAUCUUCAAUGAGAAAUCCACACCCACAGCUAAUGAAAUUGAGCUUUUCCAAAUGUUAGUCUCCUACAGCAUUGCCACCAAUCAGCGUUGCAAUAACUUCAUUGCAUGGGGCUUACAACCAUCACAUUCAAGGGACUUGCGCUCUUUCAUUGUGGACGCUUUGUGGAUAUCGUGCCACGAUGACUUUACGCCAAGUAUUAUCUGCGAUGGCAAAAUGAUCAAGGCCUUGUUGUGGCUGAGUCUUUUGGAAGAUUUGGAUGAGCCCAUUGCCAACCUGCAAAAGUUGUGCAAGCGUUUGGGUAUCAAUGAAAAUGACUCCACUUGGAAUUUGGAGAAUGAACUGCAGCGUAUUGAUGUACACAAAUCGACGGAGGUGGCAAAGCAAAAGUCUUUAUUGGAAAAAACUGUAUAUCGUUUUGAAGCAGUAGCACAGGGCUGCAUCGAAUCCUCCAUGAUAACGACGAGAAGGGUAGCUGAAUUGCAGAAUUCUGAGCGUAAGUUGAUAAUGACUCAUAUGAAGGACUAUGACGACACGCUUUACUACAACAAAUGGCUAGAAAUUGUCAGAAGAAUGACUCAUGAGGGUGCCCCUUGGUUCAGUGAACAUAAUUGUGAAAAUUCCUGGGAAUUGGAUCCCACUGAAGGACCCUCAAGGGUGCAUACACGUCUAAAACGCUGUCACCUAGAUCUUGAUAAACGUUUCUUUAUGCAAAGCUAUGAUGAGACAAAAGCUAGCAAACAACACCCAGAAUACUCUCGGCCUUUGGAAUACCUAAUAUCCAGUUAUGAUCAACAAUUAAACAUAUCAUUGAACUCACAAAUUCUCUAUAAUUUCCCAGCCAAAUAUCUGCCAGUGGAUGGGGAAAUUGAUGGUGAAAUCAUUGUGACUGACCAUAAGCUGUACUUUUUGGCUACAUAUCGUUGUAAAUAUUUUUAUGUUAACUGUGAUAUUUCGAAUAUAACGGAAAUUUGGCUAAAACGCUAUCAGCAUCAGGAGAAAGCCUUUGAGAUUUUUCUCGAUACAAACAAAUCGCUUUUCUUCUCAUUGCAUAAUCAGGAUGAUUGGAAAAUAAUGCGUGAAGUUUUCUGUGAUAAAAUUGUUGUGCCGCCGGAUCAAAAUAAGGUGCUGUUGAUUACACAACAAUGGCGUGAGGGUUUACUUACCAAUUGGGAAUAUCUGAUGACCCUAAAUCAGAUUGCUGGAAGAACAUACAACGAUCUCAUGCAAUAUCCCAUAUUCCCCUGGAUAUUGGCAAACUACACUACCGAUAUAUUGGACUUGACCGAGCCACAGAACUUCCGGAAAUUGUCUAAACCUAUUGCGGUGCAAAAUGAAGAAAAUGAACAGCAUUACAUAAAUAACUAUACGUAUAUAAAGAAUACCAUGACCAAUAUGGGCUCAUUGAUAUUGAAGCCAUACCACUACAGCUCACAUUAUUCAAAUUCAGGAAUUGUUUUACAUUUCUUGGUCAGAGUACCACCGUUCACGAGUUAUUUCUUACGGUAUCAGGAUAACAACUUUGAUCUACCGGAUCGCACAUUUCAUGACUUGAGCACUACAUUUUCUUUGGCCAGCCGAGAUUCUACCACAGAUGUUAAGGAGCUAAUACCGGAAUUUUUCUGUUUGCCUGAAAUGUUUGAGAAUUUCGAACAUUUUAAAUUCGGCUGCCGGCAAAAUGGCGAAAGCGUUGAGAAUGUCUCUUUGCCACCCUGGUGCUUGAAAGAUCCCAGGCUAUUUAUAAUGAUACAUCGCCAGGCAUUAGAAUCGGAAUUGGUGCGCAAUAAUCUACAUCACUGGAUAGAUUUGAUAUUUGGUUACAAACAAAUGGGCGAAGCUGCAGUGGAGGCGAUAAACGUGUUUCACCCUGUGACAUACGCUGCUUUCCUUGAGUCGGAUAUAGAGGAUCCCAUAGAGCGAGAAGCUGUCCAGACGAUGAUCAAAACAUAUGGCCAAAUGCCAAGACAAUUAUUUAAAACUCCCCACCCGCCUUCGAAACCUUUGGCCUAUCAGAAUGACAAACAAAUCGUUGCCAGUGUUCGCGGUCUACGUUGGGGUGUGUAUUUGGGUUCCCCACAAUUAUCUGAACCUGUAUUGGGAAAUACACAUAAGUUAAUAGGUGCUGAAUAUUUGCUCUCCUUCAAUAAUACCAAUGUGGUUUAUGGUUUACCGGCACGUUCCUGCGUAAUGCAAGGUGCCGAAUCAGAUACCUAUAAUGUGAUAUCCUGGGGAUAUGAUGAUCGUAUCGUCCGCAUACAGCCCUUGAACAAACUUCAUGCUAAACCCAAGAAUCUUUUAUACAACAGCACUUUCGAUGAUAUAACAGCAUGCGGCUGUGAUCCCAACUCCAAUGAGUUAUGGUUUGGUCACAAGUCCGGUAGGAUAUCGAUCUACAAAUGUUCAAGCGUUGAAGCAAGUUUUAAAACUGGCAAAAGUCGUCAAAGCUAUGUCAAGGAUAUACGAUUUUCAUAUAAUUCGGUCUUUCAUAAGAUAAUAAGCAAAGCUAUGGAUUCUGAAGUGGAUUUAACAUCAUCCACAGCAUCUGCAAAUUCGUUGAGUUCGGCUGAAAGUAACCUGCACAAAGAUGGAGCAGAUUUAAAUUGGUCUGGACCCACAGUAUUAGUACGUCAUACCGAUGAGAUAACAUGCAUUACACUAUCGGUGGAAUUUAAAAUUGCUGUAACAGCUGGAAAAGAUGGCAUAGCGGUUAUAUGGGACUUGAAUGAUUGGAGCUACAUUCGUACAAUUGAUCGACCAACGGCAGAAAUUCAUCAUUCACCGAUAACACUACUUACCAUCAGUCACACAUUGGGUGAUAUUGUGACAGUGCAUUCCUUGGCACAGCCACAACAAAAUCAAACGGAAAUAGACUCAUCAACGCCACACACAUCAAUGGCUUUCACAUCGUCAGCAGCACCCCUAGCACCGGUGGCAGAUGAAUGUUUUGAGGUCACUGAGGAGAAUUUAGAUGAUUUUGUGAAUGUCUGCAUAAAUCCAAAUGGUAAAUCCAUGUUGCGCUUGCACUCAGUUAAUGCCCGUUAUAUACAGCAUUUUGUGCAUGAAGAUCGCAUAACAGCUGUAUGUUAUUCCUACAUUAAGGAGGGAGUCGGUGUAAAUGUCAUUGCCACAGCAGUGGAAGGUGGCAUUGUACGUUUGUGGUCCAGCUGGAAUCUGAGCUUCAUCAUGGAAAUUGUAACGGGAAUAUCGAAUAUAAGAAGCCUCACCUAUUCAACACACCAACAUCUGGUUGUUCUAACCGAAAACUCCCACAUUCAAGUAUGGGAAACUAAGGGCUUGUAUGGCAAUUCUCCGAAAUUUCCCCAAAUCGCUUAUAAAUAGAAAACAAAAAGACUUUAUGUCACUGCAACAACGUAUAGCGCCAUGAUCCUUGCUCAUGUGCUCGUUGUUGGGUAUAAUCGAAUAAGGCAAAAAGAAUUUAGACAUACGCAUGCAUCUACAAUAGAAAAUAGCAUUAAUGAACAAACAAUCAUGUAAGCAGACAUCAAAUCAAUCUAAAAAGAAGGAAAGAACAAAAUUACGGAGCACUUUAAAGUGUAAUACAAUGAUUUUAGAUAACCCCAAAUAUAUAUAUAUAUACAGUA
This is a messenger RNA of Stomoxys calcitrans (stable fly), 12378 nucleotides long. It is a transcript of the gene mv, whose product is annotated as lysosomal-trafficking regulator. NCBI's taxonomy places the organism in Eukaryota, Metazoa, Arthropoda, Insecta, Diptera, Muscidae. Gene Ontology annotation, molecular function: protein binding. The coding region runs from base 521 to 12115 and encodes 3864 amino acids. The record is from RefSeq and is a predicted model, not a curated record. The transcript has 22 exons.